Messenger RNA from Cadophora gregata, 5826 nucleotides. RefSeq lists its product as uncharacterized. Gene Ontology annotation, molecular function: microtubule binding. Lineage: Eukaryota; Fungi; Ascomycota; Leotiomycetes; Helotiales; Ploettnerulaceae. Bases 694 to 5436 code for a protein of 1580 amino acids. The transcript has a single exon. The record is from RefSeq and is a predicted model, not a curated record.
CUAGGAUUGUGUAUCUACCUCGGGACAUUUUAAAGUUUUCCUAUCUUUUCUUUAUCGAAAGUCAAUAUUUUCUUUCUUUUCAAUCUUGUUUCUCCACACUUCCCCUUCCAUGCAGGCCUGGCGCAGGUCCUAUCAGCGCUGCACAAUUCUGCUGCAUAAAAUGAUCGCCAAGCAAGCGAACCGACAUCCACAUCCACAUCCAGCUGCAACCAGCGCUGCAAUGCACGAUGCGCGUCUCCCGAACCCUCUUUCAACUCUGAACCUCUGCACUCCCUGUACAUAUCAAUUCAACUAUUACCAAUUCUCAUACACCCCCUCUCUCGGAGCACUCCACACUCGUUACGACCCUAUGAAGCCAGCGAUGCUUCACAAUCGCACCUAGAAUUUCCUCCUUCUCUGUUCUGCUGCUCGCAGACUUCCACCGCAACCUCUCGAUCCGUCUCCAAACCACCUCACCGUUCCUCCAUACGACUCGUCACAAUGUAUCCAGCCAGCCUGCAGUCCCGGCGCACAUGAGAUACGAGACCAUCUCAAACCCCUCGCACAAGCAAUCACCAUUGUCCUACAAACAUGUUGUAUUCCCCGUUCUCCCAAACACCUCUCCGGACACAUUGAGCAGAGCCAGCAAGCAAUGCGCCGUCUCCCCAAAACCAGCAAAAUCGACAAUACUAACCAGCAGCAAACUCUCCAAACAUGGACGGAUCACCCCCUCCCCUCCUCUCCCCCAGCAUCCCACGAUUUGCGCCUCUCCGAACACACACCCGCACACCCUCUCGAUCCCCAACUCGUCCCCGACUCGCAGACGAUAUCCUCUCUGAUCUCUCCCCUGUCACAACCCUCGAAGCAUUCACCAAUCCAUCAGGAAAGUUAAAAGCCAGUAUCGAAGCCGCCACACCCAGCGAACGAGCUUUCGGUCUCCGAGCAACCCUCGCAUCGAAAAAGAUACAGGAAUGGGUGGACGAGCUAUCAGGAUGGCCAUGGCCUGCAGGAGGAGGCUCUCUCGGCUUCGAAAUCCCAUAUGCGAAGCGCCGGAAGCUGUCUGUACAAGGAGAUGAUCGCGGUAGGCGCAACAGCAAUGGCUAUGCCCAAGAACAAAAAUAUAUCGGCAGUCUCCUGGAAACAGAAGUCGAGCGCUACGAAAUUCGCAUCGAUGAUAUCACUGCUGAUAUGGAGGAUUUGAAUGUCGAGGAGAUCAAACGCCAGGUUCUCGAUACGCAUUUCUCGCCCAGAUCUCGCCCAUCUUCCUCUUCGUCGAAUGCGCCGCCUAUGCCCAGUCUCUUCGCCUCAUUUACACGCAUGGAUGAUUUCACAGCAGUAGUCACAGCUACAGUUCUACAGUCUCUACCAAAUCUCAGCAGACUCACCCGUUUGAUGGACGUCUGGAAUAUACGCUUGAGCGUACUACGCAAAGUCCCUCCAUUAAUGCUAGCACUAGACGACGCUGAGGUAGCACUGAAAAGUGGCUGGACAGCAAUCAACAAACCAGACACCUCACAAGCCACCUCUCCACAACCCGAAGAUCUUUACCUCACCCGCAAAGCCUUCGAAAUCAUGCGCGGAGUCCUACAAGACAAAGUCACAACCUUGGGCCAAGAUCUAGAUUACAUGCUCGACACAUUAGAAGGACGAGAAGACACGCUACCUGAUUCCUGGCUGGAUCGCAUGGAGACGCUGGAGAAUGAUUAUGGGUCUUGGGUUGUUUCUGGAGAUAGGAAGGUCAGGGAAGGGGAAUGGGCUAGGAUGGCUAAGGCGAGGAAGGUGGAGGAUGAUGCAAGGAAGUUGAAAGGGGCAGAGGCAGCUGAGACUGCUAGAAGGAAAGAGGAGGAGGAAUCGAGAUUGAAAGCUCACCUGGAUGCCGAAAAAGCGGAAGCUGCUAGGUUCAAAGCAGAACAGGAAGCGCAAGAAGCUGCCAGGUUACAAGCUUUGAGAGACAUUCAGGAAGUUGAAGAGGCGGACGUUGCAAGGCGGAAAGCAGAAGACGACGUGAAAGAAGCUGCAAGAUUGGAGGUUUUGAGAAAGGCUCAGGAAGUUGAAGCUACUCGAUUGUUGGCUGAACAGGUUGAGAUGGCAAGACGACAGGCAGAAGAGAAAGCUCAAGUUCUUGCUUGCCAGAAGGCUUUGCAGAAAGCUGACGAGGCAGAGAAUACAAGACCGAUGUCUGAACAGGAAGCUGAUACAGAUAGACUUCAAGAGGAGGAGCAAGCUCGAGAGAUGGUGAAUCAGGGUGCGAUUGAUGAUGCUGCAAAGGUCGAAGCUGCGAGAUUGGCCGAUGAACAAGCUCGAGCCGAAGCUCGAGAUACAGCACAGCAAGCAUUGAAAGAUGCUGAAUUAGCCGAAUCUGGAAGGUUCAACGCUGUGGUGGGGGCUCAAGAGACUGUUGAACAGCAAGCUCUGGAAGAAGAGCAGCGCCUCAAGGCUACUAGAUUGCUUGCACAACAGGCUGCGGAAGAGGAGCGACAGGCUGCUGCUUUUAUCUUCAUUGAAGACCCGAAAAUUACCGAGGAAAUUACUGAUCGAACAGCUCAGUUGGUUGCUGACAAGACUGAAUCAAAACGGCAGUUACAUCAGGCUGAGCUUGCUGUACAAAAGUCUGGAAAUUCUGAAUCUAUGCAGACACAGGUCCAGUUGGAUACUGAAGCAGCUGCAAUACAACCCAGGCAAGAUGUAGGCGACGUUGAUACCAGUCGUCAGUCGGCGCACACCAUCGUGCCAGCAGUAACAGAGCCAGAACAGGACAUCGAUAUUGCCGAACAUACAAAGUCGACGUUCAUCCCAUUGCAUAUUGGAGAAGAUGAAUCGGACAAUCAAAGAAUCACAGAUUGCGAUAUAUGCGAAGAGAUUCGACAGAGCAAACCUAAUUCACCAUCACGGCCUGGCACGGGCUCAAGAACCAGCUCACGUGCGGUUGGAACUCAAAGUUUCAGAGAUACCUCCAUCACCAGUGAAGUCGAUCGUGCCGUCAACCCCCAAAUCACCAGAUAUGCUCCUUUUGAUGGAGGAUCCGACUCUACUGACCCAGCUAUUAGAAGGACUGAGGUUGAGGUCAAAGAUUGCUCUACUCACGACUUGGAUCUAGCAUCGCCCAUUCAUUUUGAUGAUUCCUUUCCUCAGACUCCGACCUCAUCAACGGUAUCCGGUGCAGCUAGGGUGUUCACAUCGCCAACAUCAGAAGAGUCAAGCCCUCCUCGCCCAAAAGUCUGGUCAUUAAGUGGGCUCGCUAGCAUUGUACGAGUGUCGUCUCCACGAGAGCUCUCUUUAGCAGCCGAAGCGGAUCAAGCCAUGCAAACACCCAAAUCUCCUUCGUCUACCCCUCAGACACCGAACAGAGCUGAGUUUGCUUUUGAUGGUGCCAACGAUGACAAUGACUCUGGAACAGCCCAGAAGACAGCCGACGAAGAUUGGAUUGUGGUUGAGUCUCCUGGCGGCAACCCCAAGCUGCCUAACGAUACCCAAGAACAUUCAGAUCCAGAAAGUUUAAAUUCAAACUCCAGAUCCUCCGUUGUCUUUGGUUAUUCUACAUCUGAACCUACUCCGGAAAUCUUCGAAGCUCAACCUGCCGAGUAUUUCACGUCGCCAAUGAGAAGCCCUCGACCUGUUGCUGGACAAGUCAAUCCUAACUCUCCUACCGCGGCAUUACCUGCCACACCAAAGCUUUCGGUUAAAAUAGACUCCCAGGAAACAACUCCAACAAAGUCUCCUCCUGUUGCAUCGAAACGACAUUCUCUAGAGUCAACCAACUCCAUCCUCUCACCUGUUGCCGAAGAAUACCUCUCACGGUCGACUGAAUUGGAUGUAGAUGGUCCUUGCGAUGCCUGUGAAGUGGCCGUUCGUGACUUGGAGGCAAACGAGAGGAUAUCCGAAGACACUGACCUUCCAAUCCUUGCUCGGAAGACCUCUCGCGAUAGCCCGAUCAGAGAGAUUUCGAUACCUCGUCGAGAAAGCAUAUCUUCUAAUGCAUCGACCAUUCAUGGUCGAGUUGGCGAGUCUCCUUCAUCAGUGGCCUCACCUGUAUCAGAGGAUGCUAUGGAGUCCUCAUUUGAGCAAUCUCCAUCAGCCGGGCGGAUUGGACAUCGAAGUGUCAAGUCAUAUGAUAUUAGUCCUCCCAAUUCACCUCCUCCUGGAAUCGCCAGACGACCAUCUUUGUUCCCAGCAACUCCGGGCUUAUCACCUUCCACGGAACCCACUACACCACUCCCAGAUAGCAUGCCUCCGACUCCCCUGGAUGCCCCUCUCUUUGGCAAUAUCGAUGUAUCAACAGGACCUAUAAUCACCAGUCCCAAGAAAUCUACCGAUGACCAAAUGCAGCAACAAAUCUCCUCCCUCCUGGAAUCAAUACCCGCACGCAUUCGUCUAACAACCGAGCCCGACGAAACCCCCUUCACAUCCCAAACCCUCCGACCCAAGAAAACUCGUCGAUCAAUCACCCCGUCCUUCCGCUCCUCCUCAAGCAUGUCCAACUACAGCACCACUUCCCGUGCUCCAACCCCAUCAUUCACUCUCGCCCCUGCCUUCGGCAAGACAUCUUCCCGUCCCCGCCCUCAAAGCAGCAACCCCGAAAUCAAGCUCUACCACCUCUCCCGCUCCACAGGUGAAGCACCUAUCAAACUCUUCGUCCGUCUAGUCGGUGAACACGGCGAAAGAGUCAUGGUUCGUGUUGGAGGCGGCUGGGCAGAUCUAGGCGAGUACCUAAAGGAAUACGCAAGUCAUCACGGCCGUCGCUCUGCCGUCGACGCAGGCGAUAAAGUACAGAUCCAAGACUUGCCUUCCAGAAACGUAUCCUCCUCAUCCACUGCCACUCUGCGCGGUAACGGCAAUGGCCGAUCAACUCCCGAUCCCCCCCCACAAAGCGUGAUGGAACGCGAACGUGACCGCGACCGCCCAGGAAGCAGUCUCUUCGUCCGCAAAACCCGCCGCUCAGUAGGCGAAUCCUCAUCCUCAUCCUCUUCGGCUUCAAAUCAGAUCUUCGACUCCUCCCGCGCACCAUCUACUCCUCUCCCAUCUACUUCCUCACUGUAUCGCAACUCUACCGCUACACCUCCAUCUACUACCUCGUCUUCCACUUCCACUUCAGGCGGUCCAUCCUCUCAAUCGCAACAGGAGAGAGAUAGAACUGCUCGGUCAUCCUCUCGCCUCUCGUGGACUUCUGACGACGGAAACUGCUCUGGUAUCGGAAAUGUCAAAACCCCCGUUGCUCUCGGCCUCGCUGGUCCGAAAUCCAAAAAUGUCAUGAUUAGUGAGAGGGAUCAGGAGUGGGUGGAGAGUAUGAAGGAGAAGGUUAGGUUGGCUAGUGCGGAGAAGGAGAGGAGAGAUAGGGAUUCGGGUGUAGGGAUGGGGAUGGGUGGUGGGGUGAAGGGGAGUGGCAGGGAGAGUAGAGCUAGUUUUGGGGAGAUGGAGAAGGUUGGGGGGACGAAGAGAUUGUUUAGGAAGGGGUUGUGAGGGCGUUGGUUAUUUUCUUGGGAAUUGGGAAUUUAGUUCAUUCUUGUCUUCUCCUCCGUUCCUUGAGAGAUCUGUCUUGGAAGAUUUGGAGUUUGAUACCUUGGUGGUGCUGCAUAGCGCAUAGCAUUGGAGUUUUUUAUUUCCUUCAGCCGUUCUUUCGUUUGUUUGUUUGUUACAAAGGUUCGAUUCAGUUCGUUUCGGUUCACUUCUGGACAUGGCAUAGCAUGACAAAGGCAAAGGCAUAGGGUUUAGCACUUGGUUCAGGAUAGGAUUAGGAAUAGGAAUUGGCAUUCGGAUACCCAUAUGAGGAAGAGAAAGACAGAGUCUGGUGGGAGAGACAGAGAGAGGGGAAGAAGAAGAGAUGGAGGAGAGAGAGAGAGAGAGAGAGAG